AUUUCUUACAAUGGCUUCGGAUUGGAAGAAUUUGUGCCUGAGAAGACAUCAGCUUACAUAAGCCAAUAUGACCUACAUAUUCCUGAGAUGACAGUGCGAGAGACAAUGGAUUUUUCAGCAUGCUUUCAAGGUGCUGGGAAUAGAGCAGAGAUCAUGAAGGAAGUGAGUCAAAGGGAGAAGCAGGCAGGAAUCAUCCCUGAUCCUGAGAUAGACACUUACAUGAAGGCAAUAUCAUUGGAAGGAUUAGAUCAAAGCCUCCAAACAGAUUACAUCUUGAAGAUAAUGGGACUGGACCUUUGUGCAGACACAAUGGUAGGGGAUGCCAUGAGAAGAGGCAUCUCAGGAGGUGAAAAGAAAAGGCUGACUACAGGAGAGAUGAUUGUUGGACCAACAACAACACUUUUCAUGGAUGAAAUAUCAUCUGGCUUAGACAGCUCUACGACCUUUCAAAUAGCUACAUGCCUUCAACAAUUUGCACACAUCACGGAAUCUACUGUCGUGGUUUCACUUCUUCAGCCAGCACCUGAGACCUAUGAACUAUUUGAUGAUAUAAUCUUAAUGGCAGAGGGAAAGAUUGUAUACCAAGGACCUUGCAAUCAUAUUCUGAACUUCUUUGAAGAAUGUGGAUUCAAAUGCCCAGAGAGAAAAGGAGUAGCUGAUUUUCUCCAGGAGGUGCUGUCAAGGAAAGAUCAAGGACAGUAUUGGUUUAAUUCAAAUAAGAUUCAUAGUUAUGUUUCUGUAGAUCAAUUCUCUAAAUCUUUCAAGGUCUAUCAAAUUGGACAGAGUCUGAGCAAGGAAUUAUCAAAGCCAUAUGAUAUGUCUCAAUCCCAUAAAAAUGCUCUAUCUUUUAAUAAGUUUUCAUUGUCAAACUGGGAACUACUUAAAGCUUGCGUAGUGAGGGAAUUGCUCCUCAUGAAAAGGAAUUCAUUUGUGUAUAUACUCAAAAUAACCCAGAUUGGAAUUGCUGCUAUCAUCACAGCGACUGUAUUUAUACGAACACAUAUGGAAGUUGACAUGAUCCAUUCCAAUUACUAUCUGGGUUCCCUCUUUUUUGCACUUAUCUCACUAAUGGUAAAUGGAUUUCCUGAAAUGGCUAUGACAGUUUCCAGACUUCCAGUCUUCUAUAGGCAACGAGACUGCUACUUUUAUCCAGCAUGGGCAUAUGCAAUUCCAGCUACUAUCCUAAAGAUACCCAUCUCUCUUGUAGAGUCAUUAGUUUGGACAUCAAUUACUUACUAUGCCAUCGGAUAUAGUCCUGAAUCAGUAAGGUUCUUCCGCCAAUUCCUCCUACUCUUUUGCGUCCACCAAAUGUCACUAUCACUGUUUCGCUUCGUCGCCUCCUAUUUUCAAACAGCAGUGGCUGCUACGAUCAGUGGUACAAUGUGUUUGAUAGUAAUCCUGUUGUUUGGUGGCUUCGUUAUUCCAAAACCCUAUUUACCAGGUUGGUUAAGUUGGGCAUUCUGGAUUUCUCCAUUGUCUUAUACACAGAUAGGCUUAGCUGUUAAUGAAUUCCAUGCGCCAAGAUGGCAAAAGGUGAAAUAUGAUACUUCCCACCAACAUAAGACCACAUUACCUGUUGGGGUUUCUCGUGCCAUUAUCUCUCUUAAAAAGCUUUCUCAAAUACAAGGCACGGAAAAUGGAGAGGAUACAAGUCAUCCAAAUAGUGAAUCUCCCGCUGGAUCACCUGUGAGGUCUACAUUGCCAAAAAGAACUGGGAAGAUGGCUAAUCUGUCAGAAAAAAUGGUUUUACCUUUCGUUCCCCUAGCAAUGACAUUUCAGAAUGUGAAUUACUAUGUUGACACUCCUCUGGAAAUGAGAGAACAAGUCCAUGCAGAAAAAAGGCUACAACUGCUUCACAAUAUCACAGGAGCUUUCCAGCCUGGAAUUCUUUCAGCGCUGAUGGGAGUAAGUGGAGCAGGGAAGACUACCCUCUUGGAUGUUCUUGCUGGAAGAAAAACUGGCGGAACUAUUGAAGGAGACAUAAGAAUUGGAGGGUAUCCUAAGAGACAAGAAACUUUUGCUAGGAUAUCAGGUUACUGUGAACAGUUUGACAUACAUUCUCCACAAAUCACUGUUGAAGAAUCUGUCAUGUAUUCAGCUUGGUUGCGUCUGCCACCUCAAAUUGAUGGAAAAACAAGAUCUAAAUUUGUUCAUGAAGUCCUCGAAACAAUUGAGCUUGACAGCAUCAAGGAUUCGUUAGUUGGGAUACAAGGGGUCAGUGGUCUGUCUACUGAGCAACGGAAACGACUAACAAUUGCAGUAGAACUUGUUUCAAAUCCAUCUAUUAUAUUUAUGGAUGAGCCAACCUCGGGUCUAGAUGCUAGAGCAGCUGCUAUUGUCAUGCGUGCAGUGAAAAAUGUUGCUGAAACAGGAAGGACAGUAGUUUGCACUAUCCACCAACCAAGUAUUGAUAUCUUUGAAGCAUUUGAUGAGCUGAUCUUAAUGAGAAGAGGGGGAGAAUUGAUUUACACUGGACCAACAGGAAAGCACUCAAUGUACAAAUCAAAUACUGUGAAAAUCACCUACUCUUUCUUUAUAUGCCAGGGCAUUUCUGGAGUACCAAAGAUUAGAGAUAACUACAAUCCAGCGACAUGGAUGUUGGAAGUCACCUCUAUGUCAAUGGAAAAGAAACUAGGAGUAGAUUUUGCAAAGAUCUACACAGAAUCGUCUCUUGACAAGGACAGCAAAGAGCUGGUUAAGCGCUUAAGCACACCACCACUGGAUUCAAAUGACCUGAGCUUUUCAACACGCUAUCCACAAAAUUUUUGGGUACAGUUCAAAGCUUGCAUUUGGAAACAAUCCUUGUCUUACUGGAGAAGUCCUUCAUAUAACAUGGUGCGGAUAUUUUUCAUCCUUGUUGCAUCCAUAAUCUUCGGAAUAGUAUUCUGGCAGCGUGGGAAGACACUAAACAAUCAACAAGAUCUAUUCAAUACAUUGGCGAUCAUGUAUCUCGCCACAAUCUUCACCGGAAUAAAUAACUGCUCGCCAGUUUUGCCAUUUGUUUCUAUUGAACGGACUGUCCUAUAUCGGGAAAACUUUGCAGGAAUGUACUCUCCAUGGGCUUACUCUCUUGCACAGGUAGCCAUUGAAAUCCCCUAUGUACUCAUAGAAGUAGUACUGUUUAUGAUCAUUGCGUAUCCAGCCAUCGGUUACUACUGGACAGCCUCCAAGUUAUUCUGGUUCUUUUACACCAUGUUAUGCACAUUGCUCUACUAUGUUUACCUCGGAAUGCUGCUGGUUUCAUUGACUCCAAAUGUUCAAGUGGCUUCAAUAAUGGCUUCUGUUUGUUACACCUUGUUUAAUCUCUUUUCAGGCUUCAUUGUGCCAGGUCCUCAAAUUCCAAAGUGGUGGAUUUGGUUAUAUUACCUGAAUCCAAUGUCCUGGACAUUAAAUGGCCUAUUUAGCUCACAAUAUGGAGAUGUACAGAAGGAGAUGAUGGUGUUUGGUGAAACCAAGUCAAUAGCUUCCUUCCUAAAAGACUAUUUUGGCUUUCACCAUAAUCUUUUUGGAGUUGUUGCUGGAGUUCUUCUUGCCUUUCCUUUCAUAUACGCUACCCUUUUUGCCUAUUUUAUUGGCAAGCUAAAUUUUCAGACCAGGUAAAAGUUCUAAGCCUAUAUGUAAAGAGGUUCCUGAACUUCAACAGUAGUUUAGGACAUGUAUUUACUGAGAACUUUGGGUCCUUCGGUAAUUUCAGCGAUGUAUCAGUCCCACAAAGAAUUUCAAACUGUCAACUCUAAUGAAAAAACCAGGGAAAAUCAUUUAUAAUCUAAUAUGCUGUUCCGUAAAUUGGCAUAAAAAUAACAACUGUAAUGUUCCAAUCAGUGCAGUUAGCUACAUGGAAAUUUUUCUGGCAUUUAGCUUUAUAAAGAGCUAUAUCACUGGUCGAGACAACAACAAUCGAAUCAUUUUUGUUGCUUCUAAUAAGUUGUUUUAGCCUUUUAGGUCUUCUGGUACCUCACUGCAUGGUGCACACUACUAAUAACAAUUGAUUCACCUUAUACAAUCCUUAUAUGUAGGUCUCCUGGAUAUAUUACAUUUCAGACAGUUCUUCCUUAUUUUAUAACUGAUCAGGAAAGCCCAAUGCAUAAGGCUCCUCAGUCGAGUUAUGGUUAAUGUACUAGUGCCAGUAUUUGAUUCUAUCUUUCAUAGUAACUCCACCAAUUCAACUUAGCAUUCUUCUCUUCACAACACUAAAUUAUUGAACAUGUUUUCUAACUACCCAACACUUUAGGACCAUAAAACAUAGUCUGCCUUGUAAUAUAAUAAUCAUGCAAACUUUUUACCUUUGACCUAAGAGACAUACCACAAUCAUGAAAACUCUUGACAUUUUCAUCAUCCUGCUUCAAUUCUGUGAGCAAAUAACUUCAUCAAUCUUCCCUUUUUCUAGAAGAUUUAAGAAUCCCAAUAUUCUAUUUCUAGGAAUCUUUGGUCCAAUAAUUUCAACUAAAUUCUCUAAUCUUCACUUAUUAUUGCCAAGUUGAAGUCAACGAUCAGUCUUAGUCCCACUUAGUCUAGUUCUAUUGGUUUCUAAUGAUUGUCAGUAUUAUUUAUAGUCUUGUAAGUUCAUUUAUCAUAAGAAUGGUAUCAAAUUCGAACAGUAGAUGCGUAUCGACUGGUAUAAUGAUAUCCGGCCAUAUGAUCUGAUACUGGUUAGUCGCUUUUGAAUUUUUUUCACUGGUGAUACCAGUAUACAGGUACCGUACCUGUCUGGUAGAUUAUCGAAACUGAUGUUGGACCAAGAUUUAAAUCCUUGAUAUAAGUUUGAAAAGAUAAUGAUUUAAGGUCGAUGUUUGAAGUAAACCUAUGGUGAUGAAAUAUAGAUUAGUAUCUUCACAAUGCAAACAAAAUCCAUCAAU
This is a messenger RNA of Musa acuminata subsp. malaccensis (wild Malaysian banana), 4856 nucleotides long. The record is from RefSeq and is a predicted model, not a curated record. NCBI's taxonomy places the organism in Eukaryota, Viridiplantae, Streptophyta, Magnoliopsida, Zingiberales, Musaceae.